AUGAAGGUCACAUUGCUCUUCCUCGCUGUUGCUUUCGCAGUAGCUUAUGCUCAGUUCAACAUGGUUGCCCACGAGGUACAUGCCAUCAUUGCUGCCAACGAUGGUAUCACUGUAGAUGAAUGUGUCAAGAAAUGUGAUGACGCGUUUAUGCUCAUGGUCGCCAAGGAUGAGACGCUCAACGAUCAUAAAUGUUCCCAGGAGUGUGACUGUCAAAUCAAAGCUACAUGUCCACACUCAAUGUUUCGAACCACCACACAAGCCGACUAA
This is a messenger RNA of Candidula unifasciata, 267 nucleotides long. The record is from the annotation of a GenBank genome assembly. Lineage: Eukaryota; Metazoa; Mollusca; Gastropoda; Stylommatophora; Geomitridae.